GGAGGUGUCAGUAGCUGGAACCACGCAGCUCACGGAAGAGCACCCCGCUGCUCAGUGCACUGGAGCGCCCCGCAGCUUGGUGUCCGCCUGACCAUCUGAGCCCCACGGUGCAGUCUGUAGGGCGCACCACCAGGAACCAUGAGCAACCCAUUUGCACAGCUCAUUGAGCCUUUGGAUCCUGCACAGCCAGAGAAGAAAUUCUUUAAUUUGAAUAAAUUGAAUGAUUCAAGAUAUGGACGCUUGCCAUUUUCUAUCAGAAUUCUCCUGGAGGCAGCCAUUCGGAACUGUGAUGACUUUUUGGUGAAAAAAAAUGAUGCCGAAAAUAUCCUGAACUGGAAGGUCAUGCAGCAUGAGAACAUAGAGGUGCCAUUUAAGCCUGCCCGUGUCAUCCUGCAUGACUUCACGGGUGUGCCAGCUGUGGUUGACCUUGCUGCAAUGCGUGAUGCUGUGAAAAAGUUAGGAGGAGAUCCAGAGAAAAUAAACCCUGUCUGUCCUGCUGAUCUUGUAAUUGAUCAUUCUGUCCAAGUCGAUUUCAGCAGAAGGGCAGACAGUUUACAGAAGAAUCAAGACCUGGAAUUUGAAAGAAAUAGAGAACGAUUUGAAUUUUUGAAGUGGGGUUCCCAGGCUUUUCACAACAUGAGGAUUAUUCCCCCUGGCUCAGGAAUCAUCCACCAGGUGAAUCUGGAGUAUUUGGCAAGAGUGGUAUUUGAUAAGGAUGGAUAUUAUUACCCAGAGAGCCUCGUGGGCACAGACUCACACACUACCAUGAUUGAUGGUUUGGGUGUUCUCGGAUGGGGUGUGGGUGGGAUCGAAGCAGAAGCUGUCAUGCUGGGCCAGCCAAUCAGCUUGGUGCUUCCCCAGGUGAUCGGCUACAAGUUGACGGGAAACCCCCACCCCCUGGUGACAUCCACUGACAUCGUGCUCACCAUCACCAAGCACCUCCGCCAGGUUGGGGUAGUUGGUCAAUUUGUUGAGUUCUUCGGGCCAGGAGUUGCCCAGUUGUCCAUUGCUGACCGAGCUACGAUUGCCAACAUGUGUCCAGAGUAUGGAGCAACUGCUGCCUUUUUCCCAGUUGACGAAGUUAGUAUCAAGUACCUGCUGCAGACAGGUCGUGAUGAAGAAAAGGUAAAGCACAUUAAAAAGUAUCUUCAGGCUGUAGGAAUGUUUCGGGAUUUCAAUGACUCCUCUCAGGACCCAGAUUUUGCCCAGGUGGUGGAAUUAGAUUUGAAAACAGUAGUGCCUUGCUGCAGUGGACCCAAAAGGCCACAGGACAAAGUUGCUGUGUCUGACAUGAAAAAGGACUUUGAAAGCUGCCUUGGAGCUAAGCAAGGGUUUAAAGGAUUCCAAGUUGCUCCAGACCACCAUGGUGACCACAAGACGUUUGUCUAUAAUAACAGCGAAUUCACCCUUACUCAUGGCUCUGUGGUCAUCGCUGCCAUCACUAGCUGCACCAACACCAGCAAUCCGUCCGUGAUGUUAGGAGCAGGACUGUUAGCAAAGAAAGCUGUGGAUGCCGGCCUGACCGUGAAGCCUUACAUCAAAACUAGCCUGUCUCCCGGGAGUGGUGUGGUCACCUACUACCUGCGAGAAAGCGGAGUCAUGCCUUCUCUGUCUCAGCUUGGGUUUGAUGUGGUGGGCUACGGCUGCAUGACCUGCAUUGGCAACAGUGGGCCCUUGCCUGAACCUGUGGUAGAAGCCAUCACACAGGGAGAUCUCGUAGCUGUUGGAGUAUUGUCUGGGAACAGGAAUUUUGAAGGCCGAGUCCACCCCAAUACCCGUGCCAACUAUUUAGCCUCUCCACCCUUAGUGAUAGCAUAUGCAAUUGCUGGGACCGUCAGGAUCGACUUUGAGAAAGAACCAUUGGGGGUAAAUGCAAAGGGACAACAGGUGUUUCUGAAAGAUAUCUGGCCAAGUAGAGAGGAGAUCCAGGCGGUGGAAUGGAAGUACGUCAUCCCUGGGAUGUUUAAGGAGGUCUAUCAGAAAAUAGAGACUGUGAAUGAAAGCUGGAAUGCCUUAGCAGCCCCAUCAGAUAAGCUGUAUUACUGGAAUCCCAAAUCUACAUACAUUAAGUCACCACCAUUUUUUGAAAACCUGACUUUAGAGCUUCAGCCCCCUAAAUCUAUUGUGGAUGCCUAUGUGCUGUUAAAUUUGGGAGAUUCAGUAACAACUGACCACAUCUCUCCAGCUGGAAAUAUUGCAAGAAACAGCCCUGCAGCUCGCUACUUAACUAGCAGAGGCCUGACUCCACGGGAAUUCAACUCCUACGGUUCCCGCCGAGGUAAUGAUGCCAUCAUGGUACGUGGGACGUUUGCCAACAUUCGCUUAUUAAACAAAUUUUUGAACAAGCAGGCACCACAGACUAUACAUCUGCCUUCGGGAGAAAUUCUUGAUGUGUUCGAUGCUGCUGAGAGGUACAAGCAGGCAGGCCUUCCCCUGAUCAUUCUGGCCGGCAAAGAGUAUGGCUCGGGCAGCUCCCGGGACUGGGCAGCCAAGGGCCCUUUCCUCCUGGGAAUCAAAGCUGUCUUGGCUGAGAGUUACGAGCGCAUUCACCGCAGUAACUUGGUCGGCAUGGGCGUGAUCCCCCUUGAAUACCUCCCUGGGGAGACUGCAGACACCCUGGGACUCACAGGGCAGGAACGGUACACCAUCAGCAUCCCAGGAAACCUCAAACCACGAAUGGAAGUCCAGGUCAAGCUGGAUACUGGGAAGACCUUCCAGGCCGUCAUGAGGUUUGACACCGAUGUGGAGGUCACUUAUUUCCGCAACGGGGGCAUCCUGAACUACAUGAUCCGCAAGAUGGCCAAGUAGGCCUUCAGUUCUUAGAAGACCUGUGCUGACAACUGCAUACAGGGAGGGUGUGCAGCGCCGCCAGCCUGCCGAGCCCCUGGUGCAGAAGCAUCCCCCAGCCUCCACACAGGUGCUGCCUUGCAGACGGAGCACAUGAGCACUGGCGUUCUAGUGCCAUUCCUCCAGGCACAAAAUCAGCAGUUUCUACAUUCUUUAUUUUUAUUAAUCUUUUUGUCUUUUUUCUAGAAUUUGAAAACUAGCAUAGUAGGAAUAUCAGUAGUGCCAGAAAGAAGUGAGCUUGUCUUUAAAUUUACUGAUCACAGAAUGUUGAUUUUUUUACUCUUAGCCUGUUAAUGUUCAUCUGAACAUAUAUAAGUCUUCCCAGAAGGUAUUUCAUGUCCCCUUUGGUGUCCAUCUGUUCUCCACAACUCAGUGAAACCUUUCCCCUGGGGGCCUUUUGCUGUUACACUAGUGUUAACUGACAAGGGUAGAUAGGAACUUCUGCAUACGUCAGAUCACACCGGUGACUGCAAUUCUCCCUGCCCCCGUCCUUUGGAGUGAAUGAUCCAGACACCUGUGGACAAGUCAGAUGUUGAAACUUUUCAUUAUUUACCUUUUGAUGGGUCAACAUUAAAGAAGUGUGAAGUUGUCUUUUACUAUCUUCAAAAUUUUCCCCCAGAAAUGUUUUUCACUUGUCAAUAAGAUAACUUUGUUUAGAGAUGGUUUUGGAAAGAGACACAGAAUAUUUCUAAUUUGAAUAAACUUAAUUCUAUUUUC
Artibeus jamaicensis (Jamaican fruit-eating bat) is the source of this 3564-nucleotide messenger RNA. It is a transcript of the gene ACO1, whose product is annotated as aconitase 1. NCBI's taxonomy places the organism in Eukaryota, Metazoa, Chordata, Mammalia, Chiroptera, Phyllostomidae. The transcript is spliced from 21 exons. Gene Ontology annotation, molecular function: 3 iron, 4 sulfur cluster binding; 4 iron, 4 sulfur cluster binding; iron-responsive element binding. The record is from RefSeq and is a predicted model, not a curated record. Gene Ontology annotation, cellular component: cytosol; mitochondrion. Gene Ontology annotation, biological process: citrate metabolic process; tricarboxylic acid cycle. Bases 139 to 2808 code for a protein of 889 amino acids.